AGGAAGCAGAGGAAUGGGAGUAAAAUCUUAGAAAAGUCCACUUGAGCUCCUUGCAGUGCAGCUCUUGACUUCGAGGACUUAGUGCCCAGAGAGAGGUCCACAGAAGGCCACGAAAGGAGUGCUUGCAAAUGAAUGAAGGAACAAGUGUCGCUGCUUGCUAAGGCAUCCCUGCCCGCACAUAGUCACUUUCCUCCCCUCCCCCACCAUUCACCUGUCGCACUUGGGCUGGGCGUCUGAAAGCUGCAUGCCUGCUAAUGGCCGGAUCAAACUGGAUACUGAUCCGAUACUCGAGGCAAAGGUCACGUGCAACACAGCAGUGGACGUGGGUAGGGAGGAGGGCUUUCCUUCCAGCUGCUUCGAGGAAGAGCUAGUGGGCCUUGAGUGGUUUAACUGUACUGAGGACUGUGGCCGAGUACUCCCCUGUACUGGAUACUUCAGGUCCUUCGCUCACCUGGCCGUCCUGCCAAGACGCUCCUCUGAUUCAGGACUUGUGGUGUAGGGCCGCCUGGAACCUGGGGUGUCCCUGGAGCCCAGGCUCACAUGUCCGCAGGCCUGCCCAUGAGUGAGGCAAACCCAACCCAGGUGGGGCCCUCGGAGCUCCCCACAACAUCAACCAUAGCCCCUGCACCAGGCGCUGGGGGCCGGGCAUGGCCUGUGCUGGUAGGGGUUGUGUUGGGGGCAGUGGUCCUCUCACUGCUCAUCGCACUCGCUGCCAAAUGCCACCUUUGCCGCCAGUACCGCGCCAGCUAUCAGCACCGCCCACUGCCUGGAACGAGGGGUGGGAGCCACCCACAGGCUGGUGAAGAUGAGGAUGAUGAUGGUUUCAUCGAGGACAAUUAUAUUCAACCUGGGGCUGGCCAGCUGGAGACAGGAGGAAGCAGAGACCAUUUCUCUCUAUGAGCCACCAUCUCUGGACACCUCUGUAUCCUCCAUGCCUGACAGUUUAAGGACAAAUGUCUCAACCCUCAGGGACCAAGGUGGCCAGAGCUUAAAGGCUGACCAGAGGUAGAACAAUCUUGACUAGCCACGGAAGUGGCAGUGACCCUCUCUUGUUCAAUAACUCGGUGGCUCCCAGCUGGUUCCAGGAUAAGGUCCAACACAUGAAGGAAGUUUUCCUUUUUCCUUCCUGUACUACUUUCUACCGAACUCCUUGUCCUCCAUGUCCUUCUAAAUGUGAUGGCCACCCUGACUCAUGGGCCCCUAUGACUGCCUGUCCCCUGACCCAGGAGUUCACAGGUGUUCCAAUGACAUGGUCCAACAGUCAGAGAACAGUACCAAGUCUCUUACUGAAUUUUUUUUUCUUAUCAAUAAAUCUUAUCAAUCUGGUUUUGUUAUGUUUUUCACAGGAAUUAAUAAAUCUUUUCAUUUUGGAUUAACACAA
Messenger RNA from Jaculus jaculus (lesser Egyptian jerboa), 1381 nucleotides. It is a transcript of the gene C5H1orf210, whose product is annotated as chromosome 5 C1orf210 homolog. The record is from RefSeq and is a predicted model, not a curated record. The transcript has 3 exons. The coding region runs from base 541 to 900 and encodes 119 amino acids. Lineage: Eukaryota; Metazoa; Chordata; Mammalia; Rodentia; Dipodidae.